GACCGAUUCACAGAGGCCUGUAAUGGGCAGCGACAUCACACUCAGUUGCACCAUCUCCAGACUCUCGGACACAGUCAGUCUUCACUGGAAACAGAGAAACCCAUCUCUGCAAAACAGGAGGAUGAACACUGAUGAGAUUCGACUAAACAAGACAGUCUAUCUGAUUGUUCGACAUGCUGGAGUAGAAAAUCAGAAUUUAUAUACAUGGGAAAUACAGGAAAAUAACUCCAUUAUUCUCACUGGAAACAUAAACAUUGAUGUGGAUCUGAAUUUACAUGAUAAAAUGUAUACACUUUAUCGAUCAGUCACAGAUCACAGUGAACUUGAGUUGAUUUGUGAAGUUGAUUCUGUGUUAAGUAAAACCAAAUGGACCUGGUCUUCACCUUUAAAAACUCAAGAUAAUGAAAUAGCUUCCAGUUCCAAAUCGAAGCCUGUCAACAUAAACAGCACCUACUUUGGGAGUCGACUGGUCCGCCCAGUGACCAGUUUCACUGACAGGUUUUUCAGUAUACGGAUUGUGCCUGUCCAGUUUGAAGAUGCUGGAGUUUACAGAUGCUCUCAGGGAUCAGAUAAUCAUUUGACCAUUAAUCUGGUCACAGUAAAAGUCACAGUGGAACCAUCUGAUGCAGUGACUGAGGGAUACACUGUUACCCUGAUCUGCUCUGUCUCACAUGUUACUGAAUCAGUCCGACUUGUUUGGAUCAAUAGUGAUGGUAAAAUUGUUGCAGAGAAAACAUUCAAGGAACAGAAGCAGGAAAGGGAUAGUUUACAGCUGGUUAUUCAGGAAUUCGACAAAGACGGAGGGAACUGGACAUGCAUUUUGUUUAAUCAAAACACCCCCAAGGUUUUAAUCCCUUAUCAUCUGAAGUAUAACGUGAGAGAGAGACCAGUUCCAGUCAUUUGGAUCAUCACAGUUUUCAGUUACCUGGUUAUUAAACUAAUCUUUGAUGUUGGACUUACUUUAUGCUUGAAGAGGAUAAACAAAAAAUCAUACAGCAGGAAUCUGGACAAGGCAACAAGAAAUGAAGAAGCUUUCGGAUUACAGAUCCUGAAGUCUGGUCCUGAUUUGAAAUCAUUAGAAUGAACAAUGCAACUCACAUGUACCUGUGCCCAAUAAGACUUACACUCUUGUGAAACAAAAUUAAUCCAAACUAGAAACCUUUCAAGUUAGUUGUAUUUUGGAUAUAUCUUGCACAUUUAAGAUAUAUAUCAUAUAUUUUUAUGUAUCUGGAUUCAUUUGUUCUGUAAAGUAUGCAUCUCAAUUGUUCCAUCCUCAGUAUCUUUGACUUUACUUUCCAAAUGUAAACACUCAAGAUGAUGAUCUGAAAUUGCAUUAAAUGGUAACUGAUAUGGAUGUUGGCCUUAAUAAUCAAACUUCAAUCUUGACGGUUGUGCUGAAUUUUACAGUUAUCAUUUUCUUCCUCUCAGGAUUGGUCAUUGUGAUGUAAGAUUUGUGAUUUUUGCCAAAUUUAAUGCCAUUAAGUCCUGAGUUUGUAACUGAAUUUGGAACGUGACAUAUGCAUUUCUGUGUGUAUCAAGUGGUUGAAUGAUUAACUUCUAGGUAUUUCUGUACCAACGGUGAUUUGUGUUGCAUCACUGUGUUAGAGGGCGAAUGCCUCAAAGAGCAAAUGGGUUUUUGGUUACAUUGGGAGCAUUUUACAACUAAAAUAAAGUGAAGAGGUUUCA
Messenger RNA from Rhincodon typus (whale shark), 1686 nucleotides. RefSeq lists its product as uncharacterized. The transcript is spliced from 5 exons. Lineage: Eukaryota; Metazoa; Chordata; Chondrichthyes; Orectolobiformes; Rhincodontidae. The record is from RefSeq and is a predicted model, not a curated record. Bases 23 to 1084 code for a protein of 353 amino acids.